This is a messenger RNA of Periophthalmus magnuspinnatus, 2350 nucleotides long. RefSeq names its product far upstream element (FUSE) binding protein 1 (gene fubp1). Gene Ontology annotation, molecular function: mRNA binding. Gene Ontology annotation, biological process: regulation of DNA-templated transcription. The coding region runs from base 46 to 2013 and encodes 655 amino acids. The transcript is spliced from 20 exons. The record is from RefSeq and is a predicted model, not a curated record. Gene Ontology annotation, cellular component: cytoplasm; nucleus. Lineage: Eukaryota; Metazoa; Chordata; Actinopteri; Gobiiformes; Gobiidae.
AAUCCGCCAUCUUGUCCCUCCGCGCUGGAGCAGAGCAGAGCAGUUAUGGCCGACUACAGCAGCGUGGCUCCACCGUCCUCUAACGCCGCUGGAGGAAUGAACGACGCUUUCCAAGACGCACUUCAGCGAGCACGACAGAUUGCAGCAAAGAUUGGUGGAGAUGGAGUAGCGGGAGGCCCCACGAGUGACUUUGGUUACGGAGGGCAGAAAAGGCCCCUGGAGGACGCUGGUGGGUAUUUUCCAAUGCCUAUCCUCAAUGCCGACCAACCAGAGACAAAGAAAGUGGCAACUAAUGACGCUUUUGCAGCCAUGGCAGCAAUGGGUGGCCCUGGAAGGGCAACAAAUGAAGAAAUUAAAGUUCCAGAUGGGAUGGUUGGCUUCAUUAUUGGAAGAGGAGGAGAACAGAUUUCAAGGAUACAGCAAGAGUCCGGUUGUAAAAUACAGAUAGCUCCUGACAGUGGGGGAAUGCCAGAAAGGUCGGUGACGUUAACAGGCUCCCCAGACUCCAUCCAAGCAGCUAAACGUUUGUUACAAGAGAUAGUAGAAAAGGGUCGUCCCACUCCGUCCUUUCAUCAUAACGAUGGAGGUCCAGGCAUGUCCGUGCAGGAGAUAAUGGUCCCUGCGUCAAAAGCUGGGCUUGUGAUCGGAAAAGGAGGGGAGACCAUCAAGAGCUUGCAGGAGAGAGCUGGAGUCAAAAUGGUCAUGAUCCAAGAUGGUCCCCAGAACACGGGUGCAGACAAACCGCUAAGGAUUUCGGGAGAUCCUUUUAAAGUUCAGCAAGCCAAAGAGAUGGUGAUGGAGCUGAUCAGAGACCAGGGCUUCAGGGAGCAGAGGGGAGAAUAUGGCUCUCGGGGUGGAGGAGGAGGUGGAGGAGGAGGAGACAGUUUAGAUGUCCCUGUCCCACGGUUUGCAGUUGGAAUAGUUAUUGGCAGAAAUGGAGAAAUGAUCAAGAAAAUUCAAAACGACACAGGAGUUAGGAUCCAGUUUAAACCAGACGAUGGCAGCACUCCCGACAGAAUAGCACAGAUCAUGGGCCCACCUGACGCGGCCCAACAUGCGGCAGAGAUCAUUUCAGACCUGCUCCGGAGUGUCCAGACGGGAGGACCACCGGGACACGGGGGCAGGGGCAGAGGGAGGGGGCAGGGCAACUGGAACAUGGGCCCCCCCGGAGGACUGCAAGAGUUCAGCUUCACGGUCCCGACCAUGAAGACCGGACUCAUUAUUGGGAAAGGUGGAGAGACGAUCAAAGGCAUCAGCCAACAGUCCGGAGCCAGACUGGAGCUGCAGAGAAACCCGCCCCCAAACUCCGACCCCAACGUCAAAUUAUUCACCAUCCGAGGAUCGCCGCAACAGAUCGACUAUGCCCGGCAACUCGUCGAGGAGAAGAUUGGGGGUCCAGUAAACCCGAUGGGAGGCCCCCCUGGUCCCCAUGGCCCCCCAGGACCUCCCGGCCCCCCCGGAGCACCCAUGGGACCAUACAACCCUGGACCAUACAACCAGGGACCGCCUGGACCUCAUGGUCCUCCUGGCGCUCCGUACCAGCCUCAGGGAUGGGGCAAUGGUUACCCACACUGGCAGCAGGGGCAGCCUGAUCCAAAUAAAGCAGCAGCUGAUGCCAAUGCUGCAGCUUGGGCGGCGUAUUACGCUCAGUAUGGACAGCAACCUCAGGCCCCGCCCACCUCCGGAGCUCCAGGCACCUCCCAAACCAACGGCCAAGGUGACCCUCAGGGCGCAGCUCAGGGCGGACAGACAGAUUACACCAAGGCCUGGGAGGAAUAUUACAAGAAAAUGGGUCAGCAGAGUCAGCCACCACAGGACUACACAAAGGCCUGGGAGGAAUACUAUAAGAAACAAGGUCAGGCAGCCCCUCAGGCAGCUGCAGCUGCUGCCCCCGCCGCUGCCCCCAGUGGCCAGCCCGACUACAGCGCGGCGUGGGCAGAGUACUACCGACAACAGGCUGCGUACUACGGUACAGGCAACCCCCAAGCUCCACAAGCUCCCCAGGGCCAGUAAUGUGAAGUGGACAUAAGUGCAUAUUUGCUUCAAUGUGUCGAAACAAAAUCCUAUGUGAUUGUUUGUUGUGGAUGCUGACGACUUGAUGAAGAUCUUAACUUGGUCCUUGGUUUAUUUAACAGAGGUGAACCAGCCAACGUCCUUUAUAUAGUCCUAUAUUUUUUGUUUUUGCUUUUUUCUCCUUGUAAAUCCUUUGUUUUUAGUGGGGUAAAACUAUUAUACAUUUAAGGUCAUUCCAGCUUGUAUCAAAUGUUUGUAGUCAUUUCUUACCAUGUAAAAAUCAUCUCAGUUUUAAAAUACCUGUUGUUUUUUUGCAAUAAAACAAAACUAAAACCUG